Messenger RNA from Aureobasidium uvarum, 1143 nucleotides. The record is from the annotation of a GenBank genome assembly. NCBI's taxonomy places the organism in Eukaryota, Fungi, Ascomycota, Dothideomycetes, Dothideales, Saccotheciaceae.
AUGGGAGACACCACUGCUGCCAUUGUCUGGUACGCUUUUCCUCACACCUCGAUUCAAUGCUGCGCUGACAUCCGCCACAGGGGCAUCCCAGUCAAGCCAGUAGACCUCCUCCGCAACCUCGAUGCAUUUCGCAAGGCCAUUCCCACGAUUCACACCCUGCGUCUGUGCAACCGAUUUGGCAAAGGCGAGCACGCUGGAAUCACCAAACUUCCUAAAGAACUCAUCCGCUUCAUCGAAGAAGAGCUUCUUGUCUGGUACCGUCGACAGGAAAAGCGCUUUGGCCACGGAUGGGCCAGAAAGUACUGUUGCUUCGAGGGGUCGUGUAGUGUAAAGGAGCAUGUGGGUGAAGUAGGCCUUGUUUGUCAGUCAGAACCAUACAAGUCAAUGCUCGAGGACAUCUUCGAAGCUGGGGCCGACGACGACUACUACUACUCUGCUAACUCAGACUCUGAAGACGGAAAUGAAUUUAUCUGGGAACAUCGCUUCGAAAGCAAAGCAAACUGGCCAGACAGAGUUCGUACGCACAUGAGCUCUAGUGGCAACAGCGACGUAUGUACAAGUUUGGCACGUAUCGAGAUUGGAACUGAUUCAUGCUCCAGNGUACUACGCAAGCACUUCCGCUUGGACGCCUUCAUCAUGCAUGAAGUUCUCGAUGGCUCGAUAAUCCAGUAUCUGAAAAGUGUCGAUAGGCGCUACUCUCGCAGCUUGUCCGGUCCCGAGAAAGCAACCGUAUGCUAUCUCGUUCUUCCGGCUCAAGCUGCCAAAUGGGGAGUACGCCUUGAUCCUAUGUACAGACAUUCAAGCGAGUGUGUUGGCGAAUCAGCAAGCUCUGUGUUGAUCGACCGCACCUCGAUGGACCUGACCCAGGAAAAUCAACAACGCUUCGCUCGGGCAAUGUUGCAGCUCGCCCUGAAACCAUCAGUACAUCCAUCUCAGCUACGUGGAGCUCUCUCUGCUACUUCUUCCGUCUCCAUCUCCUCCUCAUCUUUGGGACAAGUUCCAUUCCCCACUACAGACAAAAACUUGUCUGUCGAGGAGAAGGAGAAGAGAGAUGCUGUGACCGCGAAACGUAUCAAAGAUCUCGAAACGAGCCAGUGGCCGAAGUUGAUGCUCCUAGUCGAUCAGAACUGCUACGGCCACUGA